This is a messenger RNA of Diachasmimorpha longicaudata, 6622 nucleotides long. It is a transcript of the gene sm, whose product is annotated as heterogeneous nuclear ribonucleoprotein L. The transcript is spliced from 9 exons. Lineage: Eukaryota; Metazoa; Arthropoda; Insecta; Hymenoptera; Braconidae. The record is from RefSeq and is a predicted model, not a curated record. Gene Ontology annotation, cellular component: nucleus. Gene Ontology annotation, molecular function: mRNA binding. Gene Ontology annotation, biological process: mRNA processing; regulation of RNA splicing. Bases 800 to 2251 code for a protein of 483 amino acids.
GCAUUCACCCCCGUCACGUUGCGUUCGUCGCGACGCUGGUGCCGUUCCGUUGUUCGUUGCACACACGUCGUUCACUCGGCUCACUCGUUCCCCUCGCCCACCCCAUCAACCGCCAAUUCACAACGCACAUACCACCCCUCCUCCUCCCGGCCCCUUCCAGACACACACCUACACAUCGCCACAACCCCCUCUCAGCACCCCUCCCCGAAGCCAUCGCACGAUUCGACGUUUUCGCCGAUUCAACUCGUCGUCACAGUGGCCAUUCGUUUGUGUGAGAGGGGACUGCGAGGAGUCAGGAGGAACACACAGUCGGUUAAACUUGGUUUUUAUCUCCCUCCCCUCUCCCGGCCCCACCAAAUAAAAUAUCAAAAAGAUUUUUUUUCUCUUCUAAAUCCCCCCUCCCCCGGAAGGACGUGCAGUGGGCGACCUGUCAGCGUCGGACUGAACAGUCAGUGUGUAGAAGUGGCUCGGUGAGGACAAUCCAACGGUCAAAAUAAAUAUCAAACAAUAAAAAAACGGUAAAACGGAGCAGCUUCGGCAGCUCCGUGUCCACUCGGGGGACUGAAAUCAACGUUAAAAACAAAGCCGGUGGGUAGACGGUCGGAAUCACCGUAGAAUUCCCCUGUUACUCUGUCACACCGGGACACCGCUGAUAAACUGGCGUGUCUCACUGUUGCUCCUGUGAUUAACCAUAAAUAUUGAAGUGCUACGAAGCUGGUCAACCCCGUGGCUAUUGUCACUGCAGCAUAGCUCGUCGAAUUAUUGUUGUUACGGAGAGAGUGAAGAGAUAAACUCUAGGAUGGCGUUCAACGGCGACGGGCCUCAUUCCAAGAGGCAACGACUCGAGGAGGCUGGACAUCGAAAUCACGAGUACAGUGGGUAUGGAGACGAGCCUAGACGCAAAAGGGAAGACACUAACAAGCCAAAUCACGUACUCCUGUUCACAAUCAUAAAUCCAGUCUACCCCAUCACAGUUGAAGUGCUGCAUGCAAUCAGUGCACCAUGUGGCCAGGUACAGCGCAUAGUAAUAUUCAAGAAGAAUGGAGUGCAAGCCAUGGUCGAGUUUGACUCGGUUGAGUCAGCGACACGGGCCAAAGAGACACUCCACGGUGCUGACAUAUACUCCGGCUGUUGUACAUUAAAAAUUGACUUUGCCAAGCCGACUAAGCUUAAUGUUUACAAGAAUGAUGCAGAGAGUUGGGACUAUACAACACCAAGUUUGGGUUCAAGUGGGCACAAAAAUGAGUCGAGUGGCAAUGGUAGGCCGGCACCACUUCUUGCUGAGCCGAGAUACGGUGCAGCACCACAGCCAUAUGGCUCAACACCACAAGUGACAUUUCCACCUGGUGCUGGACAUGAUCGUUAUGAGGAGAGUUUCAAUGGUCCAACGACGUACGCUGAACCGUAUGUCGAGAGGUACGGUAUCAAGAGUGAUUUCGCUGGUCGUGAACCACUUCAUCCUACACCAGCUAGGCCUGGGUAUGUACCGAGUCUUGGACAAACACCACCGACAAGUGCACAGGGAUCUGUCAUGAUGGUUUAUGGAUUGCAACCGGAUAAAGUCAAUAGUGAUAAACUAUUCAAUCUUUUUUGUCUGUAUGGCAAUGUCACGAAGGUGAAGUUUCUUAAGACGAAGGAGGGAUGUGCUAUGAUACAAAUGGGGGAUAGUAUAGCGGUGGAGAGGUGCUUGCAGAAUUUGAAUAACGUGACGAUUGGUACCGAGGGCAAACUACAGUUGGGCUUCUCUAAACAGGCAUUUCUCGCUGACGUAACAAAUCCGUAUAUUCUCCCUGAUAAGACGGCGAGCUUCAAAGACUUUACGGGAAGCAAAAAUAAUAGGUUUCUAAAUCCAGCAAUGGCCAACAAAAAUAGGAUACAGCCCCCCUCGAAGAUUGUCCACUUCUUCAACACACCCCCAGACUUAACUGAGGACACAGUAAAUCGUGUUUUCGUUGAACGUGGCAUUGAGGCCCCAACGACAGUGAAAUUAUUUCCUUUGAAAUCUGAGAGAUCAUCAUCAGGUCUCAUUGAAUUCAGUAGCGUUGGUAUAGCUGUUGCUGCUAUUAUGGAGUGCAAUCAUACAGCACUUGAAAAUAGUAACGGCAAGUUUCCAUACAUAAUGAAAUUAUGUUUUUCAUCAUCACGCACAAUACCAACGAAUUUUCCACCUGGUGGUGGUGCUGGACAAAAUUCAUCAAACAAUUCAGCUGGCAAUGGUCAUGUUUCGAAAAUGCAACAAGAUGGUGAAUAGAACGUCGAGGUAAUCCAGGGCCAAAAAAUUUACUACAAGAAUCAACGUCAGCGUAAACAACACUACAAUAUUCAUCAAUUGUGUAUGAAUACGGUAACACAGGCGGCAUUAAAUGAUACGAAUGUACAUUCAACGACAGCUGGUGCUACUGCCAUUGCCAUAUCACCAGUGAUGCAAGCACAGUUACCACCUUCCUGUCAUCUUCUUAUCACAACACCGAGUUUAUAUCCACCACCGCCACCACCACCACCACCACCACUUACCGUACCACAGGCAUUACCACGUGCACAACUUCCAUUAUCGUCACAACCGCUGACCACAUUCUGGCCCUAUGGAUAAAUAAACAACAGCAACGGAAAGCGUAAAACAAAGUUUGUAGUCGAUACAAAUUUUUUUUCUUCUUCUUUCCUCUCUGCAAUUUAUUUUUCAUUUUUUUUUGGGAAAGAAUGGAUAUGAUAGCGAGAGAGAGGGAGAGAGUUGGACCAAAAUCGUCGUAGGGAGAUGCGCCCAGUGGGUCGAGUCCCCGUUCAUAUCUUGAAGCUCUUUUUUUUUCGGCCUCUGUGGUCACGGACUGGAGGUAGAAAUUGCCAAACGAUAAAUCGUGACUCUUUUUGAAUAUACAUAUCAAUGGUAAUCACUCUCACGAAUAACUUUUGUCGAUAGAAUCUGAAACAACGAAUGUUUCCUGAUUUUUUAAUCUAUAUUUUUCCGGAACACCUCUGCGAAAUGAAUAUUUUAAUAUUUACUCAGCGUCCGUGACACGUGAUUCGAAUAUACAACUGCCGAGUUCUAUUGCGGUUUUCGUUGGAAGGGGGAAGAGGGAAUUAUUUUCUAUGGGAAUGGAGAAAUCAGAGGAAUCAUUUUACUGAAAAUAUUUCAUACCAAGAUCGAUUGAUUGAAAUCGUGAAAAUAAACGCGAAUAUUCCGAAUCAACUAUUGCCCCUCGGGUAAUACUUCUCUUUGCGCUGGUUUUUUUUUCGCGGUUUUGUUGGGAUUUUGUUUUUUACAAAAAUUAUUUGAUGACGAUGUGUCAAUACUGGGCGAUACAAUCCGACAACGUAUCGAAUAAAAUCCCAUCCACUGAUGAGUGAUUCAGCAGCGAAUUGAUAGCGCGAUUCAAGUCGAUCUGGACUAUUGGGUCAUUUUGAAUUAAUAUCUCGGAAUCCGCGGCAGAUACCGAAAUUUUUAUCAGAACAUUUUUUGUAGAGCGAAUUAAGAACUAUAAUAAAGGUCAUGACAAAUAUUUCGCUAGGGGUCUUACAUUCCGAGAUAAUACCUCAGUGAAUUCGCAGUGUUUUAUCGCUUCACUGCUAAAUUUAUCAGUCAGUCCAUAUGAUAACGUAACUCGUCGCGAAAUCGGUGUUAAUCCCCCCUUGACAAACUAAACUGACAAAAUCUCGACUGCUAAUUAAUUAAGAACAAUAAAAACAUUUAUCACGCGGUGCUCAGCCCCGUGAAAAAUGGCUGCAGUGUUAAAAAAAAAUUAUUUAUUAUGAAACGAGUACUCGAUUUAUCGGACACGCGGAGCAGUGAAUUGAAUUUUAUAUUGAGAAAAAAAAGUUAAAAACAAAUAAACCGGAAACACGCAAUGACCUUGACGAUACAAUAUAUUAGUAUCCCUUGGCAAUAUUUUGUCGGGUCAAGGGAUGUUUUUAUAAAAUGAAAAUAAAUAUAAAAAAAUGUACGAGAAAGGGAGAGAGUGAAAAAAAACGAUGGAUUCGACAUUUUACGUCUCUGAAUAAUUUUUGAGUAACGUGAACCAAGCUGCUGAAAAUUACAUGACAUACUUUACAUCAACAAAUCGUGAAAACAUGAAAAUUAUCAUAAAAAAAUAUUAGACUUGACUCCUCGGCCAUACGUAAAUGUAAGAUAAUAAAACUUCGAGGGUCAUUUUGAUGCCACUCAUGUGAACGAUAGAUGUAGGGCCCCGAUUAAUUGUCCACUGAUUGUGUGUUCGAUUGAUCAAACUUGCGAGUCGAUGAGCAAUUGUGAGUGCGAGAGAGUGAUUCAAUAGACUAAGAAAAAAAAAUGUUUAUAUUUGAGGCAAUAUUUGUAACGAUACAUCUAGGUAAUAGGUUGUAUUAUAAAACGUGAACGGUUUGCAUUGCAUUGACGAUUUUGGGAGACAGUUGGUUCUGUCAUUGACAGAAUUAAUCGAUCGUUAGUCAAGCAAAUGGAGACACUGAGUCGAUGCAAUGUGGCCUGCAUCUUAUCCCUGAAUUGUAUAUAGGCAGCUUCAACGACGAACUCACGAUAUUACAAUUUAAUGGAAUUGUUAUGGGGAAAGUGCUUAAGUAGCCUAACAAAUGGAUUAAUUCUCGGUUUAUUGGAGGUUGUAACUUUUCGUCGGACUUGCCAGCACUUUGGAUUUCUGGUUGCAGUGGGAUUGGGGUCUUUUAACUUUUUUUUCGAUGGGAUUAUUUGGUGGCAGAGCAUUGCAGGAUGAUUUCACUUCUUUUUAAAAUGUGGUUCUACUAAAGCUGACAUGAAUUUUUAUUCAAUUAUUUCACUGUGAAAUGUCUAUUUUUCUUCAGACUACUCAAGUUAAGUCACCCUGUUCAACUUCUCCCCUGAAUGCACAUAAUUUUCGUCUCUUCACUGACUUCAAUUCGUGUGCAUUCAAUUGAAUAUGGAAUUAUUCAGAGGUGGAGUAUAACAGGAUGGAUUCACUUCACUUAAACACGUGUUCAUAAUAGAGGAUUUCAUUUUUGUUUGAAUACUGUGAGGUAUUCAUUGAGAAAUUUGACUAAACUCUAGUUAUUUUAUGUUUAUUAAAAACAUUACUCGCAAUUUUGAAAUUAAUUUUUAAUUGAUUAGUCGACUUUGAAAAGCUCUUGGGAAAUGUCUAUUAUUUUUGGAGCACUUGUUCAUUUCACUCGAGAAUUAAUUUCCCGAGAAUAUCUUCGACUACAAGAAAUCAUUAACUAUCCCUUCUAUUUUAAAAUCCCUAUUUUAGACAAUUCCCACCAAGUUCAAUUAAUUUAUAAAGUUCAUCCUGAUGAAAUCUUUCCAUAAAUUUUUACUUGACAAUUUCCCUGAGUAAAACUCCUCAUCAACUUCCCCUCACUCCUUCCACCAUCAAAGACGUUCUAUAACUCCGCAAUAUUCCAAGUUCUCGAUUCAUGUUUCGCAAUCGCUUUUAAAUUCAGUGAUAUUAAUCAGUCAGAAGUUAUCCAGAAGUUAAGUCAUCCCGUUUAGCCUUCUCUCCACUGAAUCGGUAUAAUUUUCAUUCCUCCACAGACUUGAGUUCGUGUCGAAUAUCACGAAAAAUAAUCAGAGGGUUCUUUUGUCAUUCGUAAUUGUCUUCACGAGACAGUCCCAUAAAUCCUAGUGUAGCGAGUGAUACUUAAAACGAAAGAGGAAUGGUACAGAAAAUAUUUGACGUCGACUUAGUGAUUUAACCGUAAAAGGAGAGAGGAAUAAUAAAUUAGAUGAUGUAAAUUAAAUGAAGAAACUAUCAUAUCGAGUAAUUGUAGGUAAAAAUUCAUGUGUUUAGGAGUUUUGGGAAUUCAAUCAAGAGAGUAUCGUCACAACCGUUUGAAUAAUGUGAAUGUCCCAGAGUGAUUUAUCGAGAUCCACGGGCACAUUUAAUUUCAUUUAUCCAUUAUUAUCUUUCGUUUACCAUUCAAAUACUAAUCAUUACUUUUUAAAAUGAUUAUUGAUAUUGAAUUAAUAUCCGAAAAACCCCUUUUUCGCAUAUUGACAAUUUUCGAGUCAUAUCUUAACAUAGAAAUAACAUUAUUUGGAUACGGCUGUGAGAUAUAUACCUUUGGCAAGAGUAUUUCGAAGUAAAAGAUGAUGAAAAAAAAAUAUGAAACAAACAAAUAAAUAAUCAUUCGACUUACAACUCGCUCGACAAUAUUUAUAUCUAUCAAUUUUUAUCACUGAUCAAUUUAUCAAUCGACAAAUAUUUUGUAACAAUUUAUGAAAUAAUCCAAUAGACCGAAAGUCUUUUUAAUCAAUUUAUCACCUGGUAUCGUAUCGAUAAAAAAAAACUUUGACACUUCAAACUGAUACAAAAUCCGCCAGGUUCACGAGACAAACUGCAAAUUGUGUCAAAAAUGUGGUCAUAAAUCUAAUUUUUUUCCUCGAACAAAACAAAAAACAAUUUUUCAAUUUGCGUGUGCACUGAAAUCCGGCUUAAAUGCAUCUUGAUUUACGAGGGGAUGUCUUUAUUCGGCGGAUAGAAAGGCAACAUAGAAGAAAAAAAAAACAAUUAACUGAACAAAAAACAAUAUCAGACUACAGAAAUAUAAAUAACGAUGCCCUCGUGAUUAAAAUCACUCUCCAAUAUAUACACUAGAGCCCGCUUUUCAUUAUGCGCAUCGAUAUAUUCAAUUACUAAAGAUACAUGAUGAAAGAAAAAAUAAA